GUCCGCCGGAGGCGUACGAAGAAAAGAGAGGCAAGGUCCCCCCUUCCCUGCUUUCCGCACCGAUGCGAAGUGGAGUGCACGUAGGUAGAUCACGUCCCGCCACGGAACGACCUACUUGGCGAAAAAAAAGAAAGAAAGACAGAGGGGCUCUGCACUUCGAUUUUGUCCCGCACCGUGGUCGCAGAUCGCGACUUUCCAGCGACGAAAAUUCCCCAGGACUUCGUGUGUAUCACGUCGCGGCAGGCAGGCAACCCGUCGGCUCCUUUCUUUCUCGGCAACGUCCGUCGGAAAGUUUUUAUUUGCUUCUCACCCUCGCUGAAAAAACAGGUUCUGCGUGGGCUGCUUCGGAGGAGGUCGGCAGCGACGGCGUCGAUCAUCGAAGAUGACUUCUAGAGGAAGGGUGAUGGUCCUGUGCCUCCUACUGACCUCCCAGACGUCUGUCCAAGGUGGCUUUGACAGCAGUGAUUCUCAGUGCGAUCCACCGGGCCAGUGGAAGGCUGGUCAAGCUUUGGACGAGGACGCGUCCGUGCAUGCCGGUGCAACCAUCCGCCUCCUGAUGCCCGUCAAGACUGGCAAGAUGCAAGAAUGCGUGUCGCAGUGUUGUCAGCAUGAUAAAUGCAGAGUGGCCGCCAUCGAAGUACAGGACCGAGGGAAAAUCAUGUGCACAUUAUACGACUGCAGCCCUCCUGAAAAAUGUGUCUUUAAGAAGUCGGAGAAACUGCUCAGCUACGACCGUACUGAGACAUGGUUUCUCACAAAAGAUGUCACGAAGCCACCAUCUUUCACGAGCACGAAAACCCACACUGAAACGCGUGCUACUACAUCAGCAACCACAGCAGCUUUUGAAACGUCAUCCACGGUGGAAACCACGGUGCCCUAUGCAGCUGAUACUACAAGCAAUUUUGCGGCAAACGCAACGACAGCAGCUACGAGCAAUACAUACGCAAACUCGACAAUAGUUGAAGCAACAAAUGGCACGUUGAAUGUAAAGGUGAAUACGACACUAGCUAAUUCAACCACAUCUACGACGGUCGACCUGGUUAGCAACUACAUGGACACGUCUACAACUAGGUCUUCGGUCGCGAAGCACAGGAUACUGCUCACCGAAAGUUUCCCCAAACACAAUUGGUCGAGCACGGUAGGAGUAACUUAUCUUGACGUCUCAACUCCCACUGCGGCAACCAAAAUAGUUCCAUUGGAAAAAAAUGAGUCACAUUUCAACACGGUCUCCACGACAGUGGAGUUCUCCUCUCCAAGCCCUCGGACCCCCAUCGUCCAACUGAGCCUAACGACCGAAACAAGCCCUUCGAGAAGAACUAGUACCUCCAGCACAGCGUCUCCUGCCCUGCAAGCCUCAAUGCAAGGUAUAUUUACCCCUCGCAACUUUGAUGAUAACUCAUGGUUGCCAUUUCUGUCUUCUACGUCGCGACCCACAACCAAGCUUGCAGAAGUGACACCCAAGUCAGUGAACCGUUCUCAGAACGUCAUUGAUGAGAAAGGGAAGGUGACUGACUUGAGAGGCCCCAUCCAGAUCUUCGCUCCAACGACGUUAAAUGUCGUUGCUAAGGCAUCACCGUCGAUCAGCCUUGUGAUAGGCCUGUGCCUAGGACUGCUUCUAAUCUUCGUCGUCAUGGGACUCAUCGGGCGGAGGGUUUUGGACGUCUGGCAGAGGCGGCACUACUCCAGGAUGGACUUCCUAGUGGACGGCAUGUACCACGUGACGUGAAAAUUGUGCCAUGCCUAACUUUGGUAAGAUUUAUGUGAUUGGCCACACUGGACAUUUUGGAUGGACCCGCAGUAUAACUACGCGUGAUAUGCAAUUCAGUCCAUAGAACUCAUGAUCUACAAUGUAAUGUGUGCCUGACAUUUUGUUUUUAAGAAAGGGAUUGCAUCUGCUUUGCCGACCAAUUUAAAAUUAGUGACUGACCAGGGUGCUUCUCUUGCUGGAAACAACUGAUGUGUAGCAUUAGAGACGUUCUGGAAGCUUUCCUUUUCGACACCUUAUUAGGAAUGCGAAUCCUAUUUUUUACAUCUUAUUGGGUACAAUUUUUACGUUGAAAAAACGAAAACUUUUUAUAUGGCAUCUUGACAAGGUAAGAUAUGUGCAAUCAAGUACAAAGGCAGUCUUGUCUUAGACAAAGGUUAUGUGAUGUAACCGCAGCUGUUGCGGUUGAAGCUAGUUACCAGUGGUUUGUUUGUUUUUUGCUCGCUGUCACAGACAAUAGCAGAUUUCAUCAGUAAUAGGGGGCGUGUUCGUAUCGCGUAUCUAUGAACGUGAGGGCAUCAAUAUACAAUGCAGGAAAUAAUAACAUCACGUGAGCGUUCUUGGCUUCCAUGUGUGCUUCCAUGCAGAACAAUUCCGUUACGAUUAAUGACGAUACAGUGAAAUAUUAUGAGCCCUGCAUUACAGGGAUUAGAUGUAUUAUAACAACGUGUACAAGCCUCGGUUAUAUAAAAUGCUUAGUGGUAUAUCCUUUAUAUGCCUAAGGGACAUCAUUACCAAUAAUUUGUGAGAACUGACAGUUCUGCUUUAUAAUCUCCAACAGGCCUAGGGUACGUUCAACACGUUACUUAGGCGAGACUUCCCCUGGAGAGUCGUAAUACUACAGUACAGUAGCGUUAAGAGUGGAUGAGCUGUAGAUGGUCGAUGUUUGAAAUGUCUCUUAGAGCAAUAUGAAGUAUAUUUUGGAGCAUUGUGCGAACUAGUAAAAAUGCGGCCUCCAUUCAGGUUAACCCUAUUUUGGAUUCUAAUUAUACAGCUAUUCUCGUAAACAUGUUUACUUUUGUAGGUUUAUACCGGUCGUAAACUUGUGGAGUCACAUGCGGUAGUGGUACAGGUCCUAUGCAUUUUUUGCCCAGACGUGAAAAUAACAUUAUUGCCGCCUUGUUCAUGCUCGUAUCAUGUUUAAUUGUUUUAUUUCUGAAAAGAAAUAUGAUAGAAAUAUGGAUCGACCUGCAUACAAGAAAUCAAUGACCAACUUCCGUGGAAGCUGCACUGUUCUCAUUUGUGCCACUAUUAUAGCAAACCUCUCAGUUAGUAUUAUUGUGCACUUGCUUGAAGGCCACACAAACUAGAAGUUUUACUUAAAACUGUAAUUACAUUCGUAAAGUCAUACUGCAGCUGAACUUCCAAUACUCGUUUUGUUCGUUGUUUGCGGUGAUUUUGUACCAUAUAUACACGAGAAAUUUUAAUAAAACAGAGUAUUCUGUCUUUA
Ixodes scapularis (black-legged tick) is the source of this 3215-nucleotide messenger RNA. RefSeq names its product mucin-5AC. The transcript is spliced from 3 exons. NCBI's taxonomy places the organism in Eukaryota, Metazoa, Arthropoda, Arachnida, Ixodida, Ixodidae. The record is from RefSeq and is a predicted model, not a curated record. The coding region runs from base 383 to 1726 and encodes 447 amino acids.